Messenger RNA from Culicoides brevitarsis, 1254 nucleotides. It is a transcript of the gene Pur-alpha, whose product is annotated as transcriptional activator protein Pur-beta-A. The transcript is spliced from 7 exons. Lineage: Eukaryota; Metazoa; Arthropoda; Insecta; Diptera; Ceratopogonidae. Gene Ontology annotation, cellular component: nucleus. Gene Ontology annotation, biological process: regulation of transcription by RNA polymerase II. The coding region runs from base 183 to 1007 and encodes 274 amino acids. The record is from RefSeq and is a predicted model, not a curated record. Gene Ontology annotation, molecular function: DNA-binding transcription factor activity, RNA polymerase II-specific; purine-rich negative regulatory element binding; RNA polymerase II transcription regulatory region sequence-specific DNA binding.
UCAAAGAAGAAAAGUCAAUCUUCGAGGCAAAAAUAUCAAAUUUAUUUCAUUUGUACUGAAAUGAAAUAAGACACAACCGAGUGAAAUUUGUGUGAAGUGAAGUGACAAUUUAGACAAGUGGAUUGUUCGGCUCUGUUGGUCCCCAGCAAAAUCAGUGCAAACGUAUUAAAAAUCGAACGAAAAUGUCCUCCGAACACAGUGGAGCUGAUGGAAAGGAAUAUAAUGCACAAGCCAUGGACGCUGGCGGUGGUGAUUUUGACUCAGAUUCAGGCCAACCAAACCAGCAGACCGAACAGGAGCUGGCAACUAAGAUGCUGCAGAUUCAAUCGAAGCGAUUCUAUCUGGAUGUAAAGCAAAAUCGACGUGGACGUUUCAUAAGAGUUGCUGAGAUCGGUGCCGAUGGACGCCGAAGUCAAAUUUUCUUGGCGUUAUCGACUGCAGCCGAUUUCCGGGACCAUUUGUCGACAUUCAGCGACUAUUAUGCUUCCUUGGGUCCACCAAACCCCGACAACGUACCUGAGGAUGGUAAAUUGAAGUCGGAAAUGAUGAUCAAGGAUAAUCGCCGUUACUAUUUGGACUUGAAGGAAAAUGCUAGAGGACGUUUCUUGCGAGUAUCACAAACAAUUACUCGUGGCGGUCCACGCUCCCAAAUUGCGAUUCCGGCUCAAGGAAUGAUCGAAUUUCGUGAUGCUUUAACCGACUUGUUAGAGGAGUUUGGAACAAAUGAUGGAGGUUUCAAAGGCGAAUUACCAGAAGGACGUCACAUGCGAGUUGACAACAAGAACUUCUAUUUCGACGUUGGUCAAAAUAAUCGUGGAAUUUACAUGAGAAUCAGUGAGGUCAAGAGUAAUUUCCGCAAUGCAAUAACAAUACCCGAAAAAUGUUGGUCAAGAUUUCGUGACAUUCUCACUGAUUAUUGCGAAAAAAUGAAAAAAUCGUCCGAAACAGUAACCACUGCCGAAAAUAAUUUACAACAACAUCAACAAGCUGCAAACAGUUUAAAGUAGAUCAUUACAACAAAUAAUUAAAAAAAAAAAUGAAAAAAUAAUAAUUUAAAUUUAAUAAUGAGUGACACACGAUUUAAUACACAUCAGAAACACACCCAAAAAAAAUGUUGAAUGUUUAACGAAAAAAAAACGUUUGUUUGAAAAUCGUACUAAACAAAAUUUUGUGUAACACCAUUAUUAUUAAAGAAAAAUUAUUAUUACUCUUCACAUAACUAAUUACUAAACUACUGUUCAAAAAAAAAAGAAA